AUGACCGUAACCGUUCGGGAUAAGCUCUGGUGGAAGCAGGCCGUUGUCUACCAAAUCUACCCGGCGUCCUUCUGCGACUCCAACGGCGAUGGCAUCGGUGACCUCCCAGGCAUCAUAUCCAAGCUGGACUACAUCGCAAGCUUAGGCGUCGACGUCAUCUGGAUCUGCCCCAUGUACGACAGUCCCCAGGUGGACAUGGGCUACGACAUCUCCAACUAUGAGGAUGUCUAUCGCCCCUACGGCACUGUCCAGGACAUGGAGACGCUGAUCAACGAGACACAUGCCCGCGGCAUGCGCAUCAUGCUGGACCUUGUCAUCAACCACACGUCGGACCAACACUCCUGGUUCAAGGAGUCGCGGGCCAGCAAGGACAGUCCAAAGCGCGACUGGUACAUCUGGCGGCCAGCCAAGUACUCGCCGUCCGGCGAGCGACUGCCGCCCAACAACUGGCGCUCCAACUUUGGUGGCGGCAGCGCCUGGGAGUGGGACGAGCAGACCCAGGAGUACUAUCUGCAUCUCUUUGCCACCGAGCAGCCAGAUUUGAACUGGGAGAACCACGAGACAAGGAAGGCCAUUUACGCCUCGUCGAUGGAGUUCUGGCUCGCGCGCGGCGUUGAUGGCUUCCGCGUCGACACAGUCAACAUGUACAGCAAGCCACCAACUUUGCCAGAUGCGCCAAUCGUCGACCCCGAGACACCAUACCAGCCUGCAGGAAUGAUCUACUGCAACGGGCCACGCAUGCACGAGUUCCUAACCGAGAUGAACCUCAUCCUCGAAAAGUACGGUGCGAUUACCGUCGGCGAGCUGCCCUGUACUCCUGACACUCAAAGGGUCCUCCGAUACGUGAGCGCCAAGGCCAAGCAGCUCAACAUGGUCUUCCAGUUCGACGUGGUGGACGUCGGCAUGGGCAAAACGCACAAGUUCGCGACAAGGCCCAAGAACUACACGCUCCCCGACUUUAAGGCCGCCAUCGACCUGACGCAGGCCCUGAUCCGCGGCACCGACGGCUGGUCCACCGUCUUCCUCGAGAACCACGACCAGGCCAGGUCCGUCAGCCGCUUCACCGACGACCGGCCCGAGUACCGCGUCCGCGGCGCGAAGCUGCUCGCCUUGAUGGAAGCCUGCCUCAGCGGCACCCAGUACGUCUACCAGGGCCAAGAGAUCGGUCUCGUCAACGUGCCCAAAGAGUCCUACCCCGUCGACAACUACCUCGACAUUGACAGCUCGCUGUACUACAAUAUGGUCAAGGAGCGCCACGGCGCCGACAACAAGGCCGAGCUCGACAAGGCAUUCGACGCUAUCCAGCACCUGGCCCGGGACCACGCAAGGGUGCCCAUCCCCUGGAACGGCAAGACGAAGUACGGCGGCUUCUCUGAAGCGGCAGAGAAGGCCGGUAAGGAGCUACAGGAGCCCUGGAUGAAGCCUCACCCACUGGCGGGCGAGAUCAAUGUGGCGUCGCAGCUCCACGACCCGGACAGCGUGCUUGCUUUUUGGCGCAAGAUGCUGCGCUUUCGCCGCGAGCACGCCGACUUGUUAGUGUACGGCGACUUCAAGGAUCUGCGGCCCGAGGACAAGGAUCUCUUUGUGUUUGUCAAGGAACCAGCGCACGGCGGUGAUAGAGUGCUUGUCGUGCUCAACUUCACUACCGAGGAGAAGGCGUGGGAGGUGCCGAGCCCGGCGGCGCUCGGAGUUUCGGAGGUGCGCGAGCUGGUGCCCAUCAUGUGCACGCACCCGGGGAAGACUAGAGUUGGACAGCUGGCAGCCUUCGAAGGGCAGGUAUAUCUAGUCAGGUAA
This is a messenger RNA of Parathielavia appendiculata, 1794 nucleotides long. RefSeq names its product glycoside hydrolase family 13 protein. The transcript has a single exon. Gene Ontology annotation, molecular function: oligo-1,6-glucosidase activity; sucrose alpha-glucosidase activity; alpha-amylase activity. Gene Ontology annotation, biological process: maltose catabolic process; sucrose catabolic process. The record is from RefSeq and is a predicted model, not a curated record. NCBI's taxonomy places the organism in Eukaryota, Fungi, Ascomycota, Sordariomycetes, Sordariales, Chaetomiaceae. The coding region runs from base 1 to 1794 and encodes 597 amino acids.